UCCAACCUCAAGUGAUCUGCCUGCCUCGGCCUCCCAAAGUGCUGGGACUAUAGGUGUGAGCCACUACGUCCUGCCCCAAAACCAAUUGUUUAAAAAGCAGAGAAAGAGUGUGUGUGUGUGUUUGAAUUCAGGGAAGUCUAUCUAUAAGCAAAGGUGGGAAGAAGGACUCACAGGAUCAAUUCAAAAGGCCCAACAUCUGACUGACAGGAGUUCCAGAAUGAGCAGGAAAUGAGAAGAAAUGUUAUCAAAGAAAUGCCAGGUCUCGAGGCAGAAUGUGUUCACCAAGCACCCAGCACUGUGAGGAAGGAAUCACCCACAGUUGGUGUGACCCCCAGAGGUGCAGGGAUCAGAGGGGACCCUACAGGCUUCCGGGGAGAAGGCCGGCGGCCGGCCAGCUCUCACUACCAAGGACCACGACCGGCCUUCCAGUCCUGUGGGAAAACGCCCUUGGCCCCGAUUCUCUCCCCAGCCCGAUGUCCAGCAGGCACGAGGUCAGGGUGACUAAAGGGCUUCCUGCUUCAGCUUCCGCACCCGUAAACAGAGGGUAACAAUGGCAUGCACUGUAUCUGGCAUAAAAAAAGGCAGAACCAGGACCUUCGAGAGCAGCUGGGGGCCCUCCUAGGGCCGGGGCAGCAGUUCCUGCCCCUGUGUCCCGAACACUCAAGCUGCACUGCUCUGGCCUGGCCCCCUGACCCAGCUGGCACGCAGCCCUUGGGGAACAGGGCACCUCUGCAGCUGCUGCGGCGGGAGCUGUGCGAGGGGCAAGAGGCUUUCGUGCAGCAGUCCCAGAACGAGCUGCAGCAGAUCCGCCUGUGCUUUGAGAGGAAGAAGAUGGUCAUCACAGAGGUGUGGGACAGCGUGGCUGAGAUGCACAUGGCCCUGAACAACCAGGCCACCGGCCUCCUGAACCUCAAGAAGGACAUCCGGGGUGUGCUGGACCAGAUGGAGGAUAUCCAGCUGGAGAUACUCAGGGAGCGGGCCCAGUGCCGCACUCGAGCCAGGAAGGAGCAGCAGAUGGUGAGCAUGGCAGUGAGCCCCCCACGCCCCACUCUGGGUCUGGACACCAGCCUCCCCACCCAGGGCCCUACUUGGGCGAGGGGGAGAAAUGGGCUCCAGGAGGGCGGCCCAGGGCGGGGGCAUCCGAAAAGAGGCUGCAGGAGCCUGUCCAGAAGGAAGGGGCCGGGGUUGCGGUGGGGGGACCCCUGUCUGAGGAGGGUUUCCCAAAGCCAGGGAUCCCUGCCCUCAGCCUGGACCCUCGGGGUGGGCUCUGAUCCAGCCCCUCCCCGACAGAAAGGGAGGCCAAAGCUGGGAAGCUCCAAGAGCCUGGCAGGCCAGCUCUGGCUGCUGACCCUGAGGCUGCUGCUGGGCACCUUGCUGGUCUGGACUGCUGCCUACGUGUACGUGGUGAACCCCACGCCCUUCGAGGGGCUGGUGCCGCCCCUGCUGAGCCGUGCCACCGUCUGGAAGCUCCGGGCCCUGCUGGACCCCUUCCUGCGCCUCGAGGUGGACGGCUUCCUGCCCUUCUAGGCCGGAAGCUCAACGGCCCCAGCGAGGAGGCCAGGCGACCAGCACUGCCCCGGAUGCCCAGUGGCCGCGCCGGCCCCCUGCACAUAGCACCACUGUGCACCGUCCCUGCCAGGAGCUGCAGAGAAGGGUGGAGGCGGGGUCUGUCCUGAGGGCUGGGCCUGUGGCUGGACAUAGAGUCAUGACAUAUGUGGCCGGUGAGCAUGUCUCUGUGGAAAUUGGGGGAGGGACACCGGGUGACCCAGCAGCGAGGGUCCGUCAGGGUGGAGACCCCAGCCUCAGGGCUGGCUUCCCACCCCACAUCCCACCUGCCAUCCAGAAGGCAGCCCCUCUGCACAGGGCUCUGACUCCUAAGGCGUCUUAGGAAGGUCUCCGCUGAAAGGCAACAGCAGUGAGGACCGGGAGAUCCUCAGGUCUUGCCCCCUGGGCCAGGCCUUCCCGGGGACCUCAGAGGUCAGGUUUUCAGUGCUGACCCUGCUGAUCCACUGACCUCAUGCCCCUCAUGCAACUCCCCUCCCUG
Cercocebus atys (sooty mangabey) is the source of this 2044-nucleotide messenger RNA. RefSeq lists its product as uncharacterized. The transcript is spliced from 9 exons. Bases 556 to 1527 code for a protein of 323 amino acids. NCBI's taxonomy places the organism in Eukaryota, Metazoa, Chordata, Mammalia, Primates, Cercopithecidae. The record is from RefSeq and is a predicted model, not a curated record.